AUGAAUGAGAUUCAAGAACUCAUUACAGCAGUUCUAAAAGAAGCCAAAAUUAUUAACACAAAGGGAAAGAGAGGCACCCGCUAUAUGUUCUCUAAGACUUUUAGAAAACAUGGCAUUGUUUCUUUGGCCACAUACAUGCAAAUCUACAUACAAAAAAGUGGUAUUGUGGACAUCAAGGAUGGCACUGUUCAAAAAGGAACGCCCCACAAAUGUUACCAUGACAAAACUGAAAGAGUCUACAAUGUCACCCAGCAUGCAGUGGGCAUUAUUGUGAAAAAGCAAGUUAAGGGCAAGAUUCUUGCCAAGAGGAUUAAUGUACAUAUUGAGCAUAUUACCUCUAAGAGCCAAGAUAGCUUCCUGAAACGUGUGAAGGAAAAUGAUCAGAAAAAGAAGGAAGCCAAAGAGAAAGGUACCUGGGUUCAACUGAAGGGUGAUCCUACUCCACCCAGAGAAGCACACUUUGUGAGAAAUGUGCUUGGAAAGGAACCUGAGCUGCUGGAACCCAUUCCCUAUGAAUUCAUGACGUGA
Molecule: messenger RNA, 528 nt
Organism: Eptesicus fuscus (big brown bat)
Lineage: Eukaryota; Metazoa; Chordata; Mammalia; Chiroptera; Vespertilionidae
Product: 60S ribosomal protein L21
Biological process (GO): translation
Cellular component (GO): ribosome; cytosolic large ribosomal subunit
Molecular function (GO): structural constituent of ribosome
Source: RefSeq, a predicted model, not a curated record